Messenger RNA from Podospora anserina S mat+, 669 nucleotides. RefSeq lists its product as uncharacterized. Bases 1 to 669 code for a protein of 222 amino acids. NCBI's taxonomy places the organism in Eukaryota, Fungi, Ascomycota, Sordariomycetes, Sordariales, Podosporaceae. The transcript has 2 exons. The record is from RefSeq and is a predicted model, not a curated record.
AUGGAGCCCUCCGCCAUCCAUGGCCGGGAUGUGGUGGGAAAUAUGGUGGCCCCUUCCAUCCCCUACAGCACCCUGAUGGGAUUCAUCUGGUCCGGCACAUGCCUGUCGCUCGUCACCAUCCUUCUUCGUCUUGCUUUCCGCAUCAAACUCCUCCGUCGCCUCCGACUGGACGACUACCUCGUCAUCGCCUCCUUCGUUUUCUACCUAGGCUCGACAAUUCUCUGGGCCGUCCUAGCACGCACUCUCUAUGUCGUCGCCCAGGGUUGGAACACGACCCCUACCGACCCAGCCGCCAUCGUCGAGCUCUUCAACAACGCCGGUACCCUUCUCCAUGCCAUCCUCGCAACCUACUGGCUCACCUGGACCUCGCUAUGGCUGGUCAAGAUUGCCUUUAUGGUAUUCUUCUACCCUCUGGGCAGACACGCCCCUCUCCAGCGCUACCUCUGGUGGACGGUACUUGUCUGCAUCGUGGCGGCCUACUGCGUGACGGUCGGGCUGACGACAGAUGACUGUCUAACAGCCAGUGGUCUCGACAUUGCACAAAAGUGCAUCGGCGAAGCAAAGUUUAACCGGCAGUACUUUACCUCUCGCGUCCACUUGGCAACGGAUAUCUCGACAGACCUCCUCAGUCAGUUCCAUGUCCCGCCGUUUUGCCAGACAGUCAACUGA